Messenger RNA from Salmo salar (Atlantic salmon), 3087 nucleotides. RefSeq names its product T-cell acute lymphocytic leukemia protein 1. Gene Ontology annotation, molecular function: DNA-binding transcription factor activity, RNA polymerase II-specific; RNA polymerase II cis-regulatory region sequence-specific DNA binding; protein dimerization activity. Gene Ontology annotation, biological process: regulation of transcription by RNA polymerase II. The record is from RefSeq and is a predicted model, not a curated record. Lineage: Eukaryota; Metazoa; Chordata; Actinopteri; Salmoniformes; Salmonidae.
UCGUGUUCCGCUCCCCAUACUGAGCGGGCGCGCUGGACGCAGUGAGGAAUAACUCAAACCUCACUUCCAGUUCCACACUGCACUUCACCGGCACUAAAAAAAACCUCAGACAUGGAUGACCCACUCACAAAAUGGCUCCACUUUCACACUAGCAUCAACAAGACGUCGGGAACGUGUGGUGUUUUCGACAGCUGAUUUAUAGAGAGACAUUUCAUAGGAUAUAACUGCAACGUGAUGAAAUUAUGGAAAAAAUGAAGCUGGAUCUUUGUCCUGGAAGUCCCGGUGCCAAAUCGUGCAUCCCGCCGAAGCAGGAUUCCGUCAGGGAGAAUGGAUGCCAAGACCUGGAGGACUCGAAGGAGGGGAACUUCACUGGGGAAGGGGUUAAGACAGAUGACGUGCCUCUGCGGAACACGCGCAACGGGACCAUCAUCCUCAACGGCGUUGCCAAGGAAACCGCUUACGACGCCCUUGACCUGAAAAGGGAAGUACCAGUGAUCGAGCUCUUGAGGAGAGACGAUAUAAAGACGGGACAGCAGAGAACCGACAGUCAAACGGUACCGAUCACGGAGCUUCGCAGACCACCCGUGCCGUUGCCGCUGCCGCACCGAGACGCGCUGAUCGACGCUCGAAUGGUUCAGCUGAGCCCAAACGCGUUCCCUCUCCCGGCGCGAGCAAUGCUCUACAACUUGGCGCAACCUCUCGCUGCCAUCAACAGUCUUGGAGGGGAGUCGGAACAGUACGGCAUGUACCCCAGCAACAGGGUAAAGCGCCGUCCUGCGCCUUACGAGGUUGAGCUCGACGAGGGUAGGCGCAUUUUAGAUCUUUCUAAGUAUGCUGGCCAACCAAAGAUCGUAAGGCGGAUCUUCACCAACAGCCGGGAGCGCUGGCGGCAGCAGAAUGUCAAUGGGGCGUUCUCCGAGCUCCGCAAGCUCAUCCCCACCCACCCACCGGACAAGAAGCUGAGCAAGAACGAGAUCCUGCGUCUGGCCAUGAAGUACAUCAGCUUCCUGUCCAACCUGCUGGACGACCAGGACGGAGGGGCCACCGUGGGCGUGGGUGAUGGGACAGGGCUGCUGGUGGGGGGCCGUGAGGGUGGACCCCAGGGCCCCCGUCAGGACGGGGUAGGACUGGCCAGAGAGGACGACCUCCUCCUCCAGGGCACGUUGUCGCCCGGGUCCAGCUGCGGGAGUCUGCCAGAUGGGGACGGCAGCCCCGAGAGCUUCACCGAGGACCAAGACUCACCUCCAGCCCCGAGAACUGUGCCCGUCCCGCGCGGUAGGGACCUACGACGCAAUGCACGGCCACAAGAUGGCGGCAGCCAGCGAUGACGGUGAUGAUAAUAGUGGUGGGGAUGGUGGUGACGUGGUGUCGGUGAUGACGAUGGUGGAUAAGGAGUUGGAGGAGUUGAUGGUGGACCGCAGGAAAACAAAGGGAUUGACUUAUGUCCCCAGAAGAGGGAUGACUCAAAUAUGGAUGAGUGUGAGAAGGGCCCUAGCAUCUCUGAGCUCUAUCUAAAGAACGGUGCAUCAGGUUCUGGGAGCAUGCUGAUGCCAGAAUUUCACUUUAUCAGGAUUCUAAUGUCCUUUUUUGGUCCUUUUUUGGUCAGUUGGUUAACAAAAUGAAAGACUUGUAAAUUCUGCAUGCUUCAUGCUGUCUAGGACCUGGGUUGAGGAACACCUCAUAUUUCCUGCAUUAUGAAUGUUCAAAUACAGUGUGCUUCUGUUACACUAUCAUGUUAUCAGUACGCAUCCUAUGUCAUCGUCAUAAAAGUAAUUGAUGCCGUGGUACCAGCAGGCGACGCAUCAUUCGACACCAGGAAAUGUCAAUAGGAAUGCCAUCAUGCUCUCACCUUGGGUUAAGAAUAAGAUCAAUCUUUGCCAGUUGUCAAUGAGGGGCAUUUGAACUGUUCAGAAAGUUUACGACAACACGACAACAACAUAACUGUUUCGCUGAUAGCAAUGCCUUGAUGCCAAAUCCUCACAAAACAAAAAAUGCACAUUUAAUCACACAUUGAAGACCAUUAUUAUUUGCUUGAAAAUGUGUUAUCUUUAGCAAGGAUUUAGCACUCUCAACACAUGAUCAAACAUGUACAUAUAACAUUAGCCUACCUUCCAAAAUAUUUUGACAGUGGUUCAUGUCAAGUGAUGUGAUUAGGCAGUUUGAUAUAGUGGCCUAUAUUUUAGACAGGGCUUUCAGGCAGGUGGCUUUUUGAGAAAGAUUCUGCUCUGUGCUCCUGAUGACAUACUAUUCAUUCAACAGUGGGUGAACAACAGGUCAACUAGAAAAUGAAUGUCAAACUCAUAUAAUGAUAUAACAAAUGUGGUACCUUAUUUAUUUAUUUCCGUCACACAUAACUGAUUAGCGUUGAGUAAAACGAUGCAGAGUAACAUGGCAACUGACCGUUAAGCACGCACACACACACACACACACACACACACACACACACACACACACACACACACACACACACACACACACACACACACACACACACACACACACACACACACACACACACACACACACACACACACACACACAUAUCGAGUACAAUCUGUGUGAACAAUUUUGAUUUCUGAGACACAUUGCCUAAGCAUGUAGAUGGACAUAUGUGCGUAGCUAGCAACUACAACAGCCACAGGUCUAAAAAUUCAAAAUGAAUCAUGUCACGAGGUACAAAUAGUAUUUCUGUAACUGAGAUCCAGUGAAAUCAAACGCUCACUUCCAACCAUUUUGUAUAUUAUAAAUAUCUAUUUUAAUGUUUUUCUCACUGUAUUGCAGUUGUGGUUUGGUAUGGUACACUAAGUAUAUCGCCUCCUAAAUACGCCCUCCUUCUCUCUGUUGGAAUGAUCAAUAACACCAGCAGUUUUUUUGUCAGUAAGCAGUGAGGUGUACAUCACUGUAGUUUGGUUAUUUCAUUACGGCUUUUUCAACAUACAUUUAGUAGCCUAUCUUGGUACCUUUGGUUACUAUUUUAUGAACUACAGUAAAGCAAAGGGACAUUGUAUGUUCUGUUUAGUAAAAAAAAUAACAUGUUUGUUGUAUGAUAAAUAUAUCUAUGACUAUAUGCAAUGUUAACUUGAUGAC